AUGGUCUACACCCUCGUCUGCAACGUCCACGUCAAGCCCGCGCACAUCAGCGACAUGCAAUCCGAACUCCGCAGGGCGCGCGAGAUCUACGAGAAGGACUCGGAGACGAUCGGGUGGCAUGUCAUGCAGCAUGAGAAGGAGCCGAGCAGGUUUUGCAUCGUCGAGCGGUUCAUGCACGAAGGCUCGUCGCAGCAAGAACACCUCUCGAACCCAUACUGGAAGGAGUUCAACCCGACUGUUGAGCCGUGGCUCGAGAAGCCCAUCGAGAUCCUCCGCUUCAACGAGUUGUAG
Molecule: messenger RNA, 291 nt
Organism: Rhodotorula toruloides NP11
Lineage: Eukaryota; Fungi; Basidiomycota; Microbotryomycetes; Sporidiobolales; Sporidiobolaceae
Product: antibiotic biosynthesis monooxygenase domain containing protein
Exons: 4
Coding region: 1-291 (96 amino acids)
Source: RefSeq, a predicted model, not a curated record